AUGUCGAGCUGCUCCGAGAUUGAAAAAAGCGACUGCAGCCCUGGACGGACGGGCAGGGCCCCCAAACAAAGGAAGCUGGAAGAGAGAAAUUGGCGUAAUGAGACGACAAGGCCCAAAAUUUUCUCCCGCAACGACUACACAGUAGGAUGGAUAUCAGCAUUGCCGCUGGAGCUAGCGGCCGCCCAGGCAAUGCUCGACGAGUCUCAUGGUGAUGCUGGCAAAUUGGAGAUGGAUAAUAACACAUAUACGUUUGGCACUAUGGCAGGUCACAAUUGUGUCAUUGCAUGUCUGCCAGCUGGGGUAUACGGACAUACGUCUGCGACUACAGUGGCAAGUCAGAUGCGAUCGAGCUUCCCUUCCAUCAGCUUCUGGCUCUUAGUCGGAAUCGGAGGAGGCGCGCCAACCGACAAGGCCGACAUUCGACUUGGGGACGUCGUUAGCCCUGGAGUGAUCCAGUAUGACUACGGAAAGAUGAUUGGGGAUGGCAUAUUCGAACGUACAGGGAUCUUGAACAAACCGCCUACACUCCUUCUGACCGCCGUCUCUAAGCUUCAAGGGCAACAUCGGACUGAGGGGUGCUCACGCAUGUUAUCGUUAAUUGAUGAAAUGAUGAGCAAGUAUCCGCAGAUGAGCCCACGGUAUGGGCCUCAAGAUUCCGGAAGCGACGUGCUUUUUAAGGCAGACUAUGACCACCAGGAGGAGGACAGUUGCCAAAAAUGUAACCGAAGUUUCGCAGUGACGAGACCUGCGAGACAAUCAUGUGCACCGGUUGUUCAUUACGGUACGAUUGCCUCAGCAAAUCAAGUUAUGAGGCAUGCAGCCGUCAGGGAUCGGUUUGCAAGAGACCUAGGAAUUCUUUGCUUUGAGAUGGAAUCAGCUGGGCUCCUUGAUAAUUUUCCAUGUUUAACCAUCAGGGGCAUUUGUGAUUAUGCAGAUUCGCAUAAAAACAAAGAGUGGCAGGAACCUGCAGCGGCGACAGCAGCUGCCUAUGCCAAGGAAUUGCUGGGCGUCGUUUCACCAACAUCUCUGCGCGAGUUACAGACGCAUCGACUGCCAAAAUCUGUUCUCGAGCAUCGGGAACUUUGUCUGAAAGCGUUAGACUUUGACCGCCGAGGACAACGGGGUUUCGCAAUUAAAGACGCCUUUUCAGAAACGUGCACAUGGUUGCUCGGCCGGCCGGAAUUCCAAAAAUGGCUGGAUAGCAGAUUGCUCCAUGAGCACAACGGUUUUCUGUGGAUCAAGGGCAACCCCGGAACGGGGAAAUCAACCUUGAUGAAGUUCGCGUUCGAGAACACGAAGCAAAAGACGUUGGAUUCAGGCGCCAUUGUCAUCUCUUUUUUCUUCAAUGCGCGAGGAGAUGAAUUGGAAAAGUCUACCACGGGCAUGUAUAGGUCUCUUCUUUUUCAGUUGUUCAAUGGGUUACCCCGACUUCAAAAAAUAUUAGACUCGGAAAUAUCGCCGUCGAUGUUAAACUCGGGAAGCUGGUGCCUGGAGCUUCUGCAGUAUGUCUUUCGUCUUGUUAUUCGGAACAUGGCUGGGCAGCCUCUUAUAUGUUUCAUCGAUGCCCUGGACGAGUGCGAAGAAAGUGAGGUUCGAGACAUGGUCGACUAUUUUGGUGAGCUCAGUGAGCUCGCAGUUUCCGGGCUGGUAACGCUUCAUGUCUGUCUCUCCAGUCGCCACUACCCGCAUGUUACCUUUGACAAGGGACUUGAGAUGAUUAUGGAAGGGCAGAACGGACAUGGACAAGACAUCACACGCUAUCUGGAUCGUAAACUAGCGAACAUUAAACACAGAGAGAUUGCAGAAGUCAAGACGGAGAUCAUUGAAAAGGCGUCGGGAAUCUUUUUAUGGGUUGUGAUGGUUGUCGAUAUAUUGAAAAGGGCAUAUGACCAGGGUCGGAUGAGCGCCCUACGGAAAAGACUGCGAGAAAUCCCUCCGCGGCUCAAGGAACUGUUCAAAGACAUCCUGACGCGAGACAAGCAGAAUAUGGAAGACCUUCUUCUUUGCCUACAAUGUACGCUUUACGCGAAUAGGCCACUUAGUCCGGGGGAGCUCUUUUAUGCGGUACAGUCGCACAAAGAGGACGAGCUAGACUUGAUGGAACCACUGGCGGAUGAUGGUUCUGUCUGUCGCUUUAUCCUCAGCUCCUCCAAAGGCUUGGUAGAAGUGACCGAGGAGAGUCAAGAGACCGUUAGGAUUACCUUUCAAAGUAUCCUCUCCCAAGAGCCCGUUCAAGAAACAGUCCACAAGACCAUUCACAAGACCGCUCAGUUUAUUCAUGAAUCAGUCCGCGAUUUCUUGCUCAACGAAGGAGGCUUGAACGAGCUCUGGUGGGACACACGUGGUAGCAGAAUGCUACCAGGUCACGAAGUCCUUAAAGUCUGCUGCUGGAACUACCUAACAAAAGCGUACUUGUUCAAGGAAAGUAGGUUGCCUGACGAUAUUCCACCCCAGUGGAGGGGACAUGAGACCGCGGCCCUUAGGCAGAACACGUCAAAGAGCCUUCCAUUUCUGCAUUACGCUGUUAAUAACGUUCUGCAACACGCAGAGGCUGCAGAGCAGGCUGGUGUCUCUCAGACCGACUUUCUUUCCUAUUUCGAUACUUAUCAAUGGACAUACAUGCAUAACCUAUUUGAAACGGGCCGAUUUGGGAGGUAUGCCGAACGGACGAGACUCACAUACAUCUUGGCCGACAAAAAUCUCAGUCAUUUGCUCAAGGCGACGCUUGAGGCUUCGUCCCUCCAUGCCAUCUUCAAUAACUGGGACUGCCGCUACUGUGGAAGUUGUCUGCAUAUGGCUCGCCAUGCUCGUGGGAAUACACAACGCUGGGCCUCUCCAUUUCUCGCCGCUAUGGCCAGGCGCAAUCAACAGGUGGUCAGGGUGCUGCUCACAAUCAGGUGUACUUCAUAUGCCACCCAAAAGGAGGACUUGGCCGAUCUUUUCUCGCGCCCAUCCGGGUUGGAGCUGAUGAAAGAACGUAGAUCGAUCGGAUACGAUCCUACAAUCUUCGAAUAUGCAAUGACGACUCGAGACCUUCCGCUACUGAGGCUAGUGCUCUCAACUGGCCGAGUUGAUCUGUCAACAGCCAGAGUUCGAGGCAAGAAGCCUGUGAUGUUCGCAGUUGAAACCGGGGAUUGUCCCCUGCUUAUGACUAUGUUGGAUUUUGGUGCUGACCCAAAUGAACAUGACAUGUGGACUCUGGACAGUCCUCUCGGUGUUGCUGUUACAUUGAAGCAAGCCGACAUUGUACAGCUGCUCCUGGAGCGCGGAGCAGACCCUAGCCAAUCUGAAGUUUGCCACCGUCUUCCUUCGCUCCAUGAGGCGGUCAUGAUAGACCCACGCGUUAUCAACCAGCUACUCUUCGCCAGGGCCAAUAUGAAUGUCCAUGUUGCCGCUUGUCGGGAGUGUGUUCCAUGCAUGCGAUGGCUGUUCCAAGAGUGGGUCGACAUGAAUCCGAACUCUCAUGAUUCAGGAGGAUCUACUUCUCUACAUUACGCCUCAAGCCUCGAACUUUGCGAUCUCUUGAUAGAUGGAGGCGCAGAUCUCAAUGUAAGGGACAAUGAGGGAAGAACACCAAUAUUCUCUCUUGACUACGCAAAAGUACAACUACUUCUCCGCAGAGGAGCCCAAGUCAACAUCAAGGACAACAAUGGUUACACGCCUCUCAUGUGGGUUGCUGGUCUUGAAUGUUCUCGGCCACAGCUUAUUCAACUUCUGCUCGACAAUGGAGCUAAUCCAGAUGAAUGUACUGAUCUGGCAGACUCGGUAGAUGCUAUUGAUCCGGGUACCGUUUGA
Aspergillus udagawae is the source of this 3795-nucleotide messenger RNA. RefSeq lists its product as uncharacterized. The record is from RefSeq and is a predicted model, not a curated record. NCBI's taxonomy places the organism in Eukaryota, Fungi, Ascomycota, Eurotiomycetes, Eurotiales, Aspergillaceae. Gene Ontology annotation, biological process: nucleoside metabolic process. The coding region runs from base 1 to 3795 and encodes 1264 amino acids. Gene Ontology annotation, molecular function: protein binding; catalytic activity. The transcript has 2 exons.